CUUUGUGGGCUGUACAUGAUACAACAGUCUUGCAGAGCAUUUUGGCUGAAGCACACUGACCACCGGAGAUAGCUCCUUUGUUGCGCCUUUCAAGCCUCCACUUGACCACGUGAUGGUGCGCGUAUUCAACUUGAGUGGUGAAGAAGUCAUGAACCGCACAGAGGUGCUGAGUGUUGAAGAACUUUCUCGAGAGGUUGCAGCUGCAAUGGGUGCGCAUUGCCGGCUGAUGCUUCACGAUGGAUCACCCUUGACGGAUGGGGCGGUGUCGGUGGAGGAGGUGACGGCCGUGGUCAGCAGCACCAGUGUGUGGCUGGAGACGUGGCUGAAGUUCUUCGGCUUGGUGCAGGAGGAUGGCACACCCUUCUCGGAGACGUUCAGUCGAGAGGACCUGGAGAUGAUGGCUCUGAAACUGGGACAUGCAGCCUUGCAAAGAUCACUUAACAGUUUUGGCUAUCAGCAGUUCGUUACUUGGCCUUUCGAUUGUCCUGCGCCGGAGACCUUCGAGAAAGGCAGCAUGGCCUUGCCUUUCACGGCGGAGAUCUUGCCGGCCGGCACGUGUUUGCGAUUCUCUUGCGCUCCCGGCCCUCGUGGUCCUGAAGGAAUCAGGACCCUGUCAAAAGCCAUGACCGUGUUGGACGUCAUGCGCCUCACCCUCAACAAUGGCAUCAAAAGCAGUGACCCAGAAGCAGCGCGGCUAUUGGCUUCACCGGAGGCUAAGAAGGUUGGAGCGACCGAUCUAAAUCGAAAGGGAAAGGUCAUGGAGCUUGAGCCACCGGAUAUUCACUUCUUGUUCUUCUGGGAAUUCGGAAGCUUGGACGACUGGUUCUGGUGAGCAGAGCCCUUCCGAGCCCAGCUCAAAGCUGGGGUCGUGGAAACACUGAACUCGCCAGAUGGUGAUGAAGUCAAAGUAUUUAGCCGGAUCAAGACUAAGAGGAUCAACGGAUGUUGGAGUUUUUUUCUUUCUGACCCACCCCUGCUUGAAAUGGGGAAGUGGAACAAAAAGGGAGAAGUACCCCUGCUUGGGGCAACUGGGAAUUGAUGACCGUUCAGCGUUUCAGAUCUGCUGAACCUUUAAACAGUGAGGCCAGAACCGUGUCCCAGGGAAAAUGUCUUUGGUCAUUCCGCAUUCCUGUUUGACCAAUAAGGUUUUGUACCUGGCCGCUUUGCAUAUGAAGUCAUCAUGGAUUGACUCCUCUUGACUCCUUGAAGAGUUGGAGCACAUCGCCACAUCGC
Molecule: messenger RNA, 1233 nt
Organism: Durusdinium trenchii
Lineage: Eukaryota; Dinophyceae; Suessiales; Symbiodiniaceae
Source: the annotation of a GenBank genome assembly